This is a messenger RNA of Lampris incognitus (smalleye Pacific opah), 5886 nucleotides long. Its product is annotated as receptor-type tyrosine-protein phosphatase U-like. Gene Ontology annotation, molecular function: protein tyrosine phosphatase activity; protein binding. Gene Ontology annotation, cellular component: membrane. Lineage: Eukaryota; Metazoa; Chordata; Actinopteri; Lampriformes; Lampridae. Gene Ontology annotation, biological process: protein dephosphorylation. The record is from RefSeq and is a predicted model, not a curated record.
AUGGCUCUAAUACACUUGGCUCACAGCGCGAGCCUGGGACUCAUACCCAUUAUUUCUGGCUACCUGAGUAACCUGGGGCUGUUGUGGUAUUUCCACACUGCCGGGCUAAUUGAACCAAAUGACUUUAGAUUCCGAUGGAAUGGGAUAGAGUGCAGCCGAAGCCAGAGAUGUGGCUGUACCUUUGAUGAGGACUCCGACACCAGCCUGUGUGAGUACCGGCAGGGCCAGAAGGAUGACUUCGACUGGCAGCUGAUCAGAACCUACAACUGGCCACACUCGCCCCCUGACCUUCUAAAAGCAGUGUGCCAGUGGUGUUGGGCGGACACGGUUCUCCAGUACCUCCAUGGCCGAGUCUAUAUAGUAUUCGAGAGAGCGGGUCCUUCAGCCUACACCCCGGGUCAGGCCGAGCAGGCCUUGAAACGCAUCAGCUGGCCUUCAGCCUACACCCCGGGUCAGGCCGAGCAGGCCUUGAAACGACUCUGCUGGCCUUCAGCCUACACCCCGGCUCAGGCCGAGCAGGCCUUGAAACGCAUCAGCUGGCCUUCAGCCUACACCCCGGGUCAGGCCGAGCAGGCCUUGAAACGCAUCUGCUGGCCUUCCGCCUACACCCCGGCUCAGGCCGCCUACACCCCGGGUCAGGCCGAGCAGGCCUUGAAACGCAUCAGCUGGCCUUCCGCCUACACCCCGGGUCAGGCCAAGCAGGCCUUGAAACGCAUCAGCUGGCCUUCCGCCUACACCCCGGGUCAGGCCGAGCAGGCCUUGAAACGCAUCAGCCGGCCUUCAGCCUACACCCCGGGUCAGGCCGAGCAUGCCUUGAAACGACUCUGCUGGCCUUCAGCCUACACCCCGGCUCAGGCCGAGCAGGCCUUGAAACGCAUCAGCUGGCCUUCAGCCUACACCCCGGGUCAGGCCGAGCAGGCCUUGAAACGCAUCAGCUGGCCUUCAGCCUACACCCCGGGUCAGGCCGAGCAGGCCUUGAAACGCAUCUGCUGGCCUUCCGCCUACACCCCGGCUAAGGCCGAGCAGGCCUUGAAAUGCAUCAGCUGGCCUUCAGCCUACACCCCGGGUCAGGCCGAGCAGGCCUUGAAACGCAUCAGCUGGCCUUCAGCCUACACCCCGGCUCAGGCCGAGCAGGCCUUGAAACGCAUCAGCUGGCCUUCCGCCUACACCCCGGCUCAGGCCGAGCAGGCCUUGAAACGCAUCAGCCGGCCUUCAGCCUACACCCCGGGUCAGGCCGAGCAGGCCUUGAAACGCAUCAGCUGGCCUUCAGCCUACACCCCGGGUCAGGCCGAGCAGGCCUUGAAACGACUCUGCUGGCCUUCAGCCUACACCCCGGCUCAGGCCGAGCAGGCCUUGAAACGCAUCAGCUGGCCUUCAGCCUACACCCCGGCUCAGGCCGAGCAGGCCUUGAAACGCAUCAGCUGGCCUUCAGCCUACACCCCGGGUCAGGCCGAGCAGGCCUUGAAACGCAUCAGCUGGCCUUCAGCCUACACCCCGGGUCAGGCCGAGCAGGCCUUGAAACGCGUCAGCUGGCCUUCAGCCUACACCCCGGGUCAGGCCGAGCAGGCCUUGAAACGCGUCAGCUGGCCUUCAGCCUACACCCCGGGUCAGGCCGAGCAGGCCUUGAAACGCAUCAGCUGGCCUUCCGCCUACACCCCGGGUCAGGCCGAGCAGGCCUUGAAACGCAUCAGCCGGCCUUCAGCGUACACCCCGGGUCAGGCCGAGCAGGCCUUGAAACGCGUCAGCCGGCCUUCAGCCUACACCCCGGGUCAGGCCGAGCAGGCCUUGAAACGUGUCAGCUGGCCUUCAGCCUACACCCCGGGUCAGGCCGAGCAGGCCUUGAAACGCAUCAGCUGGCCUUCAGCCUACACCCCGGCUCAGGCCGAGCAGGCCUUGAAACGCAUCUGCUGGCCUUCAGCCUACACCCCGGCUCAGGCCGAGCAGGCCUUGAAACGCAUCAGCUGGCCUUCCGCCUACACCCCGGGUCAGGCCGAGCAGGUUAUCUUCGAGGCGACUGUUUCCGAGGAGCGAGAGGGCUACAUCGCUUUGGACGACAUCCUGCUGCUCAACUACCCCUGCUACAAGGUGCCCCAUUUCUCUCGGCUGGGCGACGUGGAGAUCAACGCUGGGCAGAACGCCACAUUCCAGUGUGUAGCCACUGGCAAGACUUCAGAGACUGAACCCUUCCUACUGGAGCGUCGUAAUGGCAUGUUGCUGGACACGUCCCUGCUGUCUCGCUUAAGCCACAAGCGUCUGAUGGCCACUUUCCAGGUGGAGGCCCAGCGAGGCGAGCAGGAUCUGUAUCGCUGCAUCACCCUGUCCUGCAGGGGUGCUGCUGUCUCCAACUUCGGCGAACUCAUCGUCAGAGUGCCCCCCACCCCUAUUGCGCCACCUCAGCUCCUGCGGGCCGGCCCCACCUACCUGAUCAUCCAGCUCAACACCAACUCCAUAGUGGGGGACGGACCGGUCAUCCGCCGGGAAAUCCAGUACAGGGCCAGCCAGUCGCCUUGGACGGAGACCCACGGUGUGGGCUCACUUACCUAUAAGGUUUGGCACCUGGAGCCGGACACGGAGUACCGCAUCAGCGUUCUGCUCACCCGCCCUGGAGAGGGCGGCACGGGCGCACCUGGGCCCCCGCUGAUCAGCAGGACCAAGUGUGCAGAACCCAUGCGUGCCCUGCGGGGCCUGACGGCCGCAGAGAUCCAACCCCGGCAGCUGUUCCUGCAGUGGGAGCCACUUGGCUACAACCUGACCCGCUGCCACACCUACACCUUGUCCCUGUGCUACCGCUACUCGACACCGACGGGGGGUGGGGCGGGGAACAACGCCACGGUGAGAGAGUGCCUGUCAGUGGAGCGCAACACCUCUCACUUCACCCUGAGGGACCUGCCGCCCUUCCGCUCCAUCCAUGUCCGGCUGGCGCUGGCCAACCCUGAGGGCAAAAAAGAGAGUCGCGAGAUCACCUUUCAGACGGAAGAGGACAUACCGGGUGGCAUUGCUCCGGAGUCCCUGACCUUCACCCCACUAGACGAUAUGAUCUUCCUCAAGUGGGAGGAGCCUGUGGAGCCUAAUGGCCUCAUCACUCAGUACGAGAUCAGCUACCAGAGCAUCGAGUCAUCCGACCCGGGCAUCAACGUGCCAGGGCCCCGCCGCACCGUGUCCAAGCUGAGGAACGAGACCUACCACAUGUUCUCCGGGCUGCACCCCGGCACCACCUACCUGGUGUCUGUCCGGGCCCGCACAGCCAAGGGCUUCGGCCAGACGGCCCUCACCGAGAUCACCACCAACAUCUCUGCUCCCGUGUUCGAGUAUGAAGACAUCCCGUCUCCGCUGAGCGAGUCGGAGAGCACCAUCACCGUGCUGCUGCGCCCGGCUCUGGGGAGAGGCGCUCCUGUCAGUGCCUACCAGGUGGUGGUGGUGGAGGAGGAUGGGUCUCGGCAGGUGAGGAGGAGGGAUCUGGGCGGCGUGGAUUGUUUCCCAACGCCCAACUCUCACAGCCAAGCCAAAGCGGCCCCCCAUUACUACACGGCCGAGUUAACCCCCAGUAGCCUGCCCGAGGCCACGCCCUUCACCGUGGGAGACAAUCACACCUACAACGGGUACUGGAACUCCCCUCUAGACCCCACCAAGAACUACCUCAUCUACUUCCAGGCCGCCAGCAACUUCAGAGGGGAGACAAGAAUCAACUGCAUCCGGAUUGCUCGCAAAGCUGCCUGUAAGGAUUCCAAGCGGGCUCUGGAAGUAUCCCAGCAUGCUGAGGACAUGGGACUGAUCCUCGGGGCCUGUGCCGGGGGUCUGGUGGUCCUCAUCCUGCUUCUGGGAGCCAUUGUCAUUGUUAUCAAGAAGGGAAGGGACUUCUAUUCUUACCCUUACUACCCCAGGAAGAAAGUGGCCAUCAACAAGGCGGCCAUGUCGUACCGGCAAGAGAAGAGCCGGAAGCUGAGCUCUCUGGACUGCAGCUUGACGGAGCAGAGUACUCUCCAGCAGGACGAGAGGAUGGCCCACUCUUUCAUGGACUCUCACAGCUGCAACACACGAAACGAGCAGCGCAGCUCGGUAAACGAGUCGAGCAGCCUCCUGGGAGGGUCGCCCUACCGCCACUCCCGCAGGAAGAGCUUGCCUUACCACACAGGUCAGCUCCACCCAGCGGUGCGGGUGGCUGACCUCCUCCAGCACAUCAACCAGAUGAAGACCGCCGAGGGAUAUGGCUUCAAACAGGAGUACGAGAGCUUUUUUGAUGGCUGGGAUGUCACAAAAAAGAAGGACAAGGCCAAAGAAAGGCACGACAGCUUACUCAGCCAUGACCGUCAUCGAGUCAAGCUGCACUCGCUGUUGGCAGACCCCAACUCGGACUAUGUGAACGCCAACUACAUAGAUAUUCGGAUAAACAGGGAAGGCUAUCAGCGAUCCAACCACUUCAUUGCAACUCAAGGUCCCAAGCAGGAGAUGAUCUAUGACUUCUGGCGGAUGGUGUGGCAGGAAAACUGCUUCAGUAUUGUCAUGAUCACCAAGCUGGUGGAAGUGGGCAGGAUGAAGUGCUGCAAGUACUGGCCCGAUGACAGCGAGCUCUAUGGAGACAUUAAGAUAACGCUGCUGAAAACAGAAACACUGGCGGAGUACACCGUCCGCACUUUCGCUAUGGAGCGGAGAGGCUACCCCACUAAACACGAGGUUCGCCAGUUCCAUUUCACCUCCUGGCCUGAGCACGGCGUACCCUACCACGCCACGGGCCUGCUGGCCUUCCUACGCCAGGUCAAGGCCUCCACGCCGUCGGACGCCGGGCCUGUGGUGGUCCACUGCAGCAUCGGCGCCGGCAGGACGGGCUGUUACAUCGUGCUGGAUGUCAUGUUGGACAUGGCCGAGUGUGAAGGAGUGGUGGACAUCUACAACUGUGUCAAGACCCUCUGCUCCAGACGCAUCAACAUGAUCCAGACGGAGGAGCAGUACGUGUUCAUCCAUGACGCCAUCCUGGAGGCGUGUCUGUGCGGCGAGACGGCCAUCCCCGUCAACGAGUUUGCCCUCACCUACAAAGAGAUGCUGAAGGUGGACUCUCAGAGCAACACCUCCCAGUUCAGAGAGGAGUUCCAGACUCUGAACUCGGUGACCCCUCACCUCGACGUGGAGGAGUGCAGCAUCUCUCUGAUGCCGCGGAACCGGGAGAAGAACCGUAGCAUGGACGUCCUGCCGCCGGACCGCGCCCUGGCUUUCCUGGUCACCACCGAGGGGGAGGGGAACAACUACAUCAACGCCGCGCUCACUGAUAGCUUCUUGCGGCCCGCCGCCUUCGUGGUGACGCCGCACCCCCUGCCCGCCACCACCACUGACUUCUGGCGGCUUGUCUAUGACUACGGCUGCAGCUCGGUGGUCAUGCUCAACCAGCUCAACCAGUCCAACUCUGCCUGGCCCUGUCUGCAGUAUUGGCCCGAGCCGGGCCUGCAGCAGUAUGGACCCAUGACAGUGGAGCUUCUGUCCAGGACGGCAGACGACGACGUCAUCAUCCGCCUCUUCCGGGUUCAGAACAUCACGCGGCUUCAGGAAGGCCAGCUUGUGGUGCGUCACUUCCAGUUCCUGCGCUGGUCACCGUACCGUGAUGUGCCCGACUCCAAGAAGGCCUUCCUGAGCCUGCUGGCUCAGGUGCACAACUGGCAGAGGGAGUGUGGCGAGGGACGCACCGUUGUCCAUUGCUUGAACGGUGGCGGUAGAAGUGGUACUUUCUGUGCCUGCACCAUGAUUUUGGAAAUGAUUCGCCACCACAACAUGGUGGACGUGUUCUUCGCUGCCAAAACGCUGCGCAACUCAAAGCCAAAUAUGGUCGAGACAAUAGAGCAGUACCGGUUCUGCUACGAGCUGGCCCUGGAGUACCUGGACUGCCUGGAAGUCAGAUAG